Molecule: messenger RNA, 2805 nt
Organism: Trichosporon asahii var. asahii CBS 2479
Lineage: Eukaryota; Fungi; Basidiomycota; Tremellomycetes; Trichosporonales; Trichosporonaceae
Exons: 1
Coding region: 1-2805 (934 amino acids)
Source: RefSeq, a predicted model, not a curated record
AUGGCAAGCAGCAUAGCCUCGGGCUCCAAUGCCCCAGUCAUCGUGGAUGAUCUCGUCGCCUGGCCUCCUCCACCCUCCAUCGCCCGCUUCGGUGGGUCUGGUGUGCUCCGUCAGACGCGAUUGUCGCUUAUCAAUCCGCUCAACUCUCCGCCAUCAUCGUCUUCAGCAGGCUCUGUGCCCUCGGCGACGUUUCCCGGCGCGUCGCCCUUGACGGGAUAUGCGAACAGCAAGCCGCCGCCGACGACGCCAAAGUCCCCGACACGGCUGGGCACAUCAUGGGCAGAGGAGGAUGAGAUUGCGCUCAUGUCGCCGACGAAGGCGAGCAGCCGACCAGCGUACCCACCCCCGAACAAGCCGCUGAGCCCGCAGCAUCUCGGCCGCAUAGCGCAGUCCUUUGGUAUCGUCACACCGACGCUGCCGUCAGCCUCAUCGACGAGGGCACACACAAGAUCGCCGACACAGCAGUCGACAUAUUCCGUGGGAUCGAUGGGGCACACUACGAGACACACGCCCGCGCCCUCGCUUUCGCAGCAGGUCGUCGCUGUGGUCCCGCCGACGUCACUAAUGCCGCCGGACGAGGGGGACAAGGAGCGCGCGAAGAAGUGGCGCCGCGGACGGCUGCUACCCCUUCAGCCGACGUUGGGAAGCAUGCUCGUCGUGAUCGCGCGGGAGUUUGGUCUGCCCUCGACAACAGGACUCAGUGUCUACCUCGGCCCGGCGGGAGGAUACGCCGAGUCGGUGUCUGCCGCGGAUGACGGCGGCCCGCUCAUUACGCAGGACAGCUGGGCGACACUCUUCGGCGCUGGUGCCGUCGGUAUGGGCGUCGCGGACUCUCCACGGUCAGGGAGCAUCAAGCGGUUUCCUCGUGCGUCGACAUCGCCAUUAACACGGGUGGACGAGGACGGUCAUGUGCGCGAUAAGUCUGUCAGCUCGCAGCCCGACAUGGCGCGGAGUAGCCUCUCGUCGUCCUCGUCGUACAACUCACCACGGACACCGGCGUCCGUUUCGCUCCCGUCAUUCGGCACGAUCGAGUUUGAUGUUGCACCCGACGCACCGUGGUUAGCCGACUAUCGAGCGGGCAAGCGGGCAACCGAGGCGGCGGGAGGAAUACGCGAUUUGACGUUGGUGCAGCGACUGAACGAUAGCCGGCCGAAGUUCUUAAAGGACAUGGCGGACGAGCGGGAGCGCGCGCGGGCAGCAAGUCUUGCUGCCCAGGCUGCUGCUUUAGAAGCGGCACGAUUAAGUGCGGCACAGCGCGAGACGGUCGUGAAGGAGCAGCGUGUGCGUCGCGCCUCGGAGCUCGAACGACAACGGACGCGGACCAUGUCACAGGACUCGACCGGACCGCCGACAAGGUUGUCCCUCCGAAGCCCGGCGCCGACCCCGCCUCGUCCUGCUAGGAGCAGUGCGCGGCCCCCGUCGACGAUUGAGGCGCCCGAGUCAUCCUCUGGCCACAGUGCGGAACCCGAGCCGAUCCUGGAGGAGCUCCCCGAGCCGCGAGAAGCCGAGGAGACGGAGGAACUCAAGCUCUUAGGACCCAUAAGCAUCGAGCCGUUCGACGCAGACCGGACAUCUUGCAUGGUCAUGGCGCACCAGCUCAACCACCUCGAGAAGAUGAUGAAGACGCUCUCGCCACAGGACCUGCGCUUCACCGUGACGCCAGGCUCACCCCGCCCAGAGAUGCCGCGGAGUCCUGGAUCUGCGGCGUCUCUCUCCCCGGCGCUGUCACCCGCGCUCUCGCCAGCUUCGGCUGAGGGCGGUGAGGGCCUCCGCCCAACCUCGACGUUCAGUAACGAGUUUGGCAGUCUCCCGCCCCGGGGUAGCAGCAGGUUGCCCUACCUCCAGCCCGAGAACCGGAGCAGUCUGUCAGCGUCCACGGACUCGGCGUCGCCCCUUCCAUCUCCCCGGCGCGCGAGCGACGAGGGCGGCGACCGAUCCUCCAUCGCGACACUGAACGGGCAGCCGCGCGUGCGAUCAACGGGUCCUCCGCCCCGACCAGCCCGUCCGCCUACGCCCGACCUUAGCACCCCGGACUUGGUCGAACACGUCCUGCCCGCGCAAUAUGUGGACCACAUCAAGUCUCCCGUAUCUCCCGUCCCCCGUCCCGCGUCUAUGUCUCUCAAAGGCCUGAAACGGCAAUUAUCCAUGCGCCCCGAGUCCGGAGCCGACUUUGGCUUCACGCCGCGCGACACAGCGUCUGUCGGGCGCGCGGCUGGCCGCCAAACGACAGUGUAUGGGCAAUACAACGAUGUGAACGCGCAAGGCUCUCAGCGUCGGACGCGGCGCGAGUCGGAAUUCGGCUCGUCGCGCAUCAGCAGGUUGUUCGGGAAGAAGCCCUCUAUUGACGAGACGCGGCGCAUGACGAUUGUGCAUUUAUCCAGUCCGGUGGGCACGGCGCCGCCCACCCAACUGUCGCACUCGCGGCAACCGAGCCAGCAGCAGCAGUACGGGAGCUUCAACAGUGUCCUCCCCGGCACUGCGCCCGCCAACUCUGGCCUGGGCCUCACGAACGGGAGCGCCGGCGGCGGAUCUGGCGGCGGGUCUGGCGGCGGGCACGCCCUCGCCUCGUCCGCCGGCGGAUUCAGCGGCCAAGGUGUCGGCCUCACGGGCGCCAUGACGGGUCUCGCGGGCAUCCCGCACGCGCGGAAACCGUCGAGGGACGCGCCCCCGCCCCCUCUGCAGUUGCGACGGGGCACGCCCAGCGACGGCACGCUGUCCCCGACGAGCCCGAGGAGCAACUACACGAGGCGGAAACCGGUGCCCGGCGGCGGGUCGAGGGGGAGCAUGGACGUGCUGAGCGAUUAG